AUGUCAGUGAAUGAUCUUAAGAGGACCAUUUUGGAUCCGGCCAUCCCUUAUGUGGGUACAAUCCUUGGAGGUCUGGAACCUGGGACUAUGGUAGUAAUCCAUGGAACUGUCCCUAAUGAUGCAGACAGGUUCCAGAUAGACUUCCAGUGUGGGAGCAGCACAAGCCCACGUAGUGAUGUGGCUUUCCAUUUCAACCCACGGUUUAAAGGCUGGUACUGGGGCCAGAUCAUCUGUAAUACCUUAGAGAAUCAAACAUGGGGCUGGGAAGAAAAGACAUACCCCAUGCCUAUCGCACCGGGAAAGCCAUUUGAAGUAAUUUUUCUUGUUUUACCUCACAAAUUCCAGGUUUCGUCAAAUGGAAAAUUCUUGCUUUCUUACAAACACAGGAUUAACCUGGAUAAAAUUGAUACACUUGGAAUAUAUGGAACAGUGAGAAUUAAUACUAUUGGCUUUGUAUAUGAAACAGUAAGUCAGUAAUUUUUUUUUCUGCCUCUCUUCUUAUGGGUUUUAGAAAGUACCUUACACACAAAGUCUAUCCAGUGCUCUUGGUCCUGGAAGAACUAUGCUUGUAAAGGGAGAAGUAGAUAGAAAUGCAAAACGCUUUGCUAUAGACCUAAAGCAAAGUGGUUCGGGAAACAUUGCUUUACACUUGAACCCACGUAUGAAGGAGAAAGCAUUUGUAAGAAAUUCCUACUUGUAUGACAGCUGGGGAGAUGAGGAAAGGCAGCUGGGAGAAUUCCCAUUUUUUCCUGAUAUGUAUUUUGAGCUCCUCAUAUAUUGUGAAGCUCAUCAAUUUAAAGUUGCAUUGAAUGGACAUCAUCUGCUGGAUUAUAGGCACCGAUUUAAAGACCUGAGUAUGAUCAAUGAGGUUUCAAUUCAUGGAGACAUACAAGUGUAUGACAUCCGGGUCUGGUAG
Staurois parvus is the source of this 916-nucleotide messenger RNA. The record is from the annotation of a GenBank genome assembly. Lineage: Eukaryota; Metazoa; Chordata; Amphibia; Anura; Ranidae.